Manihot esculenta (cassava) is the source of this 1511-nucleotide messenger RNA. Its product is annotated as pentatricopeptide repeat-containing protein At4g14190, chloroplastic-like. The transcript has 2 exons. The annotation marks the transcript as partial. Lineage: Eukaryota; Viridiplantae; Streptophyta; Magnoliopsida; Malpighiales; Euphorbiaceae. Gene Ontology annotation, molecular function: protein binding. The record is from RefSeq and is a predicted model, not a curated record.
AUGAAUUAAAACCACGUAAAGUCGUAAAUUAGUCAUCUUAUCACAUGGGACCCAUAAAUGGGCAUCAGACCAUUCUUCUUUCAAGUUCAAAACUUUAGCAAAUGGACCAUUUUUAAACCCAUGUCCAUGUUUACUUAGCAAAUCUAAGUCCAAUAAUUCCUUCCAGCAAGAUUUACGGUUAGUGCCAAAAAACUUGCUUAUCUGAUGUGUCCAACAGGUGCAUCUCUAUUUCUAUCCGUAAAGCUUCACAUUGGAAAAUAAAUUUGAUUUUAGCAGAUUCGGUCAUAGGUUUUGCAUAGCUGAUGGAUGACAUAUGUGCUCUGCAAAAUAAUUUCAAGAUAUUCUUUACAUGGAAAUUUAAGAGCGACAAUAACAGAGUGCUCUCCUCCAAAACCCUAAUCCAAAAACCCUUCUCCCUACUCCCAAAACCCUUGUCUUGUCUCCACUCAUCAGCUCCACCUCAUACGAUUCCUCAAGAUAAUUCCACAAAGCACAGAACCCUUCUUGUUGAGAGCUACCAUGAACACAAAAGGCUAAAAAUCUUGCUUGCUAAGCUCAACAAGAAGGGCUCUUGCCCUUUGGAAAUGCUUCAGGAUGAUGGAGAUUGGUCCAAAGACCACUUUUGGGCUGUCAUCAGAUUCCUUAAACAAUCCUCCAGAACAAAGGAGAUUCUUCAGGUGUUUGACACUUGGAAGAACAUAGAGAAAUCACGAAUUAAUGAAUUCAACUAUGAGAAGAUUAUAAAUUUAUUAUGUGAAGAAGGUAUAAUGGAAGAUGCAUCUUUGACAUUCAUAGAAAUGAAGAGUUUUGGUUUGAGUCCUUCCCUACAAAUAUUCAAUUCCUUGAUUCAUGGUUAUGCAAGUAACGGGAAGUUUGAUGAUGCCUUGUUUUACCUUAAUCAGAUGAAAGAAAUUAAUUUGUCAUCAGAAAGUGAUACCUAUGAUGGUUUGAUUCAGGCUUAUGGAAAGUACAAAAUGUAUGAUGAAAUGGGUAUGUGCUUGAAGCAAAUGGAGAUAGAUGGGUGUUCGCCUGACUGCUUUACUUAUAAUUUACUUAUCCGAGAAUUUGCACAAGCUGGGUUGCUUACAAAAAUGGAAAGAUUAUAUCAAUCUAUGAGAACAAAAAGGAUGGACUUGCAAUCGUGUACUUUGAUUGCCAUGCUUGAGGCUUAUGUGAACUUUGGAAUAGUAGAAAAGAUAGAUAAGGUUUUAAGAUGGGUGCGGAAAUCCAAAGCCACUUUAAAGGAAGAUUUAAUAAGAAAAAUAGCUGUGAUUUAUAUUGAAAAUCUCAUGUUUUCAAGAUUAGAUGACCUAGGAGAUGAUCUUUCAUCUCGAAGUGGUAAAACUGAUAUUGUUUGGUGUCUGCACCUCCUUUCUAGUGCGUGUUCAGAAAUUCCGAAAUUCCAAGUUCGGCCGCCGAACGUUGUAUGGUUUUGCAUACAGUUUCGGCAGCCGAAGGAAAGGCGGUUGGCCACCUAUAAAGGCCCCUUUGACCGGCCAUGGAGGGAGCUG